AGAUAUUUUGUUCCUCACGACCCUUUUGUGUACGCGUGUGUAUAAAUCGUCUGCUGAGCAAUUGUAAGCAGAAAACAGCAGCCACGUCAUCCCAUGGAAGCCAUUCGAGUGAUCUCCGCAACUACAGUUCAAGCUCGAGGCCAUGUUAAUAAUGGCGACUCACCACAGCUAAUCGACCUGAAUCCAUGGGAUCUUCAGUAUCUAAUGCUUGAGCAUGCUCAAAAGGGACUUCUUUAUCCUAAACCCACCUCAUCAUCACCGUUCGAACGCGAAGAGACACUGAUCCAGCACUUGAAGGAUUCCCUUUCUUCGGCCCUCGACUUCUACCCACCCCUCGCCGGCCGUCUUGCCAUCAUACCCAACGAUGACGACGACGACACCUCCUCCGUCUUCAUCACUUGCAACAAUGCCGGAGUAAGCUUCAUUCAUGCCAUUGCAGAGAAUACUACAGUUGCAGAUAUUGUUGGGCCUACUUAUGUUCCUCAGGUUCUCUACUCCUUUUUUCCAACCGGAAAUUUGAAGAAUUUUGAAGGAACUCAGUUCCCAUUAAUGGUGGUUCAAGUCACGGAGCUAGUGGAUGGCAUCUUCGUUGCUGCCUCGACAAACCAUUGUCUUGCUGAUGUGAAGCCAGGUUGGGAUUUCUGGAAUGCAUGGGCAGGAUUCUCCAAAAACGGUUUGAAUCAUAUAGGGUUGGAUUCAAAGCUCGCCACAUUCGAUCGAUGGUUUCCUCAUGGUCAUAUUAAACGGCCCUUGCGAAUUCCAUUUAAAGAAAUGAUGGAAAAUUAUCAUAAGGCGUCCACUGAUUUGGUUCAACCACCUCCAUUCUCUAGGAGGAUCUUUCACUUUAAGAGGGAGAAAAUUGCUGAACUCAAAGCAAAAGCCAACUCAGAAGUAGAGGAAGGAGUCAUCAGCAACAAAAUCUCAUCCUUGCAAGCUGUUCUUGGACAUGUUUGGAGGUCUGCAAUCAGAAAUCAGAAUCUUGAUCCAGAAGAGGAAGUCUCUUACAGAUUCCUCAUAUCUGCUAGAUCCAGAGUUUCUCACCCGCCAAUUCCAGAUGAUUAUUUUGGAAUCACCGUGCAAUUCACUACUGUGACGAUGAAAGUAAGGGACUUGGUGGGAGAUGGAGGCCUUGGAAAGUUUGCUUCAGAGAUGAACAAGGCAAUCUCGUCAUGCACAGAAGAGAAGAUCAAGAGUGACUUUGAAGCCUGGGUACGAAAUCCAACAAUGCGUACGCAGCGUGCCCCAAUAAUUGGGAAGUUUAUGGCUACCAGCAGUUCCCCGAGAACCAACUUUUAUGAGAUCGAUUUCGGGUGGGGAAAGCCGGUGGCCGUUCGCCUCGGCCCUGCCAAUACAAAGUGUUGGAAGUUAGCGGCAGAUGCCGGAGCCGAAGAAGGAAGUUUCGACUUUGAGAUGUGUGCUUCCUAUGAGAUACUGGAAGCCAUGGGGAAGGACCCUGAGUUCAUGCAUAUGGUGUCGCUGCCACCUCCACCAUCCAUGGCGGUUAUCCAAUGAGCAAGCAUAGACUUGGACUGUGAUCGAAGGAGACUCCGUCGUAAUGCUUUUUGUGUGUCCUUUUCAUGGUUUUGUUCAGUGAGUGCUUUGAACAUAUUACGUUGUUUGCCUUAUUGGACUGUAGUUUUUGAAUGUGUUAUAAGUAUGUGUGUUUGUAUUGUCUUUUAAUUAUAAAAUUUUUGUUUGAUUGUGAAUGAAUGUUUCCA
Molecule: messenger RNA, 1718 nt
Organism: Neltuma alba
Lineage: Eukaryota; Viridiplantae; Streptophyta; Magnoliopsida; Fabales; Fabaceae
Exons: 1
Coding region: 94-1512 (472 amino acids)
Source: RefSeq, a predicted model, not a curated record